AUGCCGGCCCUCCUGCUCCUCGGGACCCUCGUGCUCCUGGCCUCCACCGCGGGUCAGGCCGGGGCGCGCCCGUCCAACGCCACGAGCGCCGAGCCCCCAGGCCCGCUGCCCGCCCUGCUGGCGCACCUGCGGCGCCUGACCGGGGCGCUGACGGGCGGCGGGGGAUCAGCGGGGUCCGGAGCCAACGGCACCAGGACCAGCCCCGCAGGCGGAGCUGGCGCGGCGGCGCGGGCGCCCCCUCCCGCCGAGCUCUGCCACGGUUACUACGAUGUCAUGGGCCAGUAUGACGCCACCUUCAACUGCAGCACCGGCUCCUACCGCUUCUGCUGUGGCACCUGCCACUAUCGCUUCUGCUGCGAGCACCGCCACAUGCGCCUGGCUCAGGCCUCCUGCUCCAACUACGACACGCCGCGCUGGGCCACCACGCCGCCGCCGCUGGCCGGGGGCGCCGGGGGAGCUGGGGGUGCUGGCGGGGGACCAGGUCCCGGCCAGGCCGGGUGGCUGGAAGGGGGCAGGACGGGUGGUGCUGGGGGACGUGUGGGCGAGGGCCCCGGGGGUAGCACAGCCUACGUGGUGUGCGGCGUCAUCAGCUUCGCCCUGGCCGUGGGCGUCGGCGCCAAAGUGGCCUUCAGCAAGGCGUCCCGUGCGCCUAGGGCGCACCGGGAGAUCAACGUACCCAGGGCUCUGGUGGACAUUCUGAGGAAUCAGGCGGGGCCUGGGACCCGCCCGGACCGGGCCCGAAGCAGUUCUCUGACCCCGGGGAUCGGAGGUCCCGACAGCAUGACCCCCAGGACGCCCAAGAACCUCUACAACACAGUGAAGCCCUCAAACCUCGAUAAUCUGCACCACAACUACCUGCACCUCAACAUCAACAGUCCCAAGCACCAUGCUGCCACACUGGACUGGCGGGCUGUGCCCCCGCCCAGCCCCUCCUUGCAUUACUCCACGCUGUCCUGCUCUCGGUCCUUCCACAACCUCUCACAUCUGCCCCCAUCCUACGAGGCUGCUGUGAAAUCUGAGCUGAACCGCUACUCCUCCCUCAAGAGGCUGGCCGAGAAGGAUUUGGACGAGGCCUACCUGAAGCGCCCGCACCUGGUGGAAAUGCCCCGCGGGACGAUGCCCCUGCACACGCUGCGUCGACCUGGCACGGGGGGCGGCUACCGCAUGGAAGGCUGGGGUGGGCCAGAGGAGCUGGGCCUGGCACCUGCGCCAAACCCGCGGCGAGUCAUGUCCCAGGAGCACCUGCUGGGCGACGGGGGCCGGGCCUCGCGCUAUGAGUUUACGCUGCCGCGUGCACGCCUAGUGUCGCAAGAGCACCUGCUUCUGUCCUCGCCUGAGGCCCUGCGCCAGAGCCGCGAGCACCUGCUGUCGCCACCGCGUAGCCCCGUGCUGCCCCCCGAGCCUACCACCCGUGCCAGUCUGGCCGCCUCCCACUCCAACCUGUUGCUGGGGCCCGGAGGGCCUCCAACGCCGCUGCAUGGGCUGCCGCAGCCCCCAGGCCUACACACUCACCACCACCAUGCCCUGCACGGCUCUCCGCAGCCAGCCUGGAUGUCCGACGCUGGUGGGAGCGGGGGCACGCUGGCCCGCAGGCCGCCCUUCCAGCGCCAGGGCACCCUGGAGCAGCUGCAGUUCAUCCCCGGCCACCACCUGCCCCAGCACCUGCGCACUGCCAGCAAGAAUGAGGUGACUGUCUGAGGCCGGGGCUGGGGGUCAGGGCGCUGUGGCCUCCCAGGCCUGCUCAUCCCAGCCUGGAUCCCCCGACGUAGGCUCAUGCACUUCAGGGACCUGGGACCCAUAUGGGCCCUGGGACCGGAGACAAAGCCAACUCCCGGGAUGUCACGGCAGCCAAGACUCCUCCUCCUAUUACUUCACUGUUUGAGCCAAGGUAUCCUUCCCAUGAUGUCAUCACAAAAGAAGAGGCCUGCCCAUGAGGUCAUCACUAGCGAAAAUGUAUGUGUUCUGUGAUGUCAUCACAGGGACAAAACCUUCCCAUGGGGUCAUCACAGAGGAAGAGACCUACCUAUGAGGUUAUUGCUAGAAACUAUGGCUAUGUUCUAUGAUGUCAUCACAAAGAUGUCUUUCCUGUGAUGUAGCAGCAGAGAUAAUGCUUGUCCCUUGAUAUCAUCCCUAGAGACAAAGAUUCUUUCCUGUGAUGUCACUUAAAGACAAGUCUCACCCUUAUGAUGUCAUCUCUAGCUCUAAGGCCCCUUUCGGCAUCAUCAUCAUGAGGAAAAUAUUUUCUUCAUGUGUCUUCUCAAAAUGAUGUCAUCACUACAAACAAAGCCAUCUUCCUGGGAUACAUGGCAAGGGAAAGUGCUUUGCCAAUUGUGUCCUCACUAGAAAUGAGGCCUCCUUCCCACAACAUCAUCACAAGGACUCUGCCUCCUUCCUGUGAUGCCAUCACCAGAGAAGGUGCCUUCCCCGGUGAUGCCAUCACCAGAGAAGGUGCCUUCCCCUAUGACAUCAUCAGAGGGACCGCGCCUCUUUCUGUGAUGUCAUCACCAGAGAAGAAAACCCACUCCUGGGGCCUUUCCAGAAUAAGGCCCGUCUGCAAUGUCACCAUCAGACAGUACCCACUUUGAGAUGAUACCAGGAGAUACCUCCACUGCUGCUGCAUGUCAUGAGAAGGCAGGGCAUGUCACAGUCCAGGACCACCCUGGAAAAGAUGCAGAAAAAGUACCCUGUCCUGAGAUAUCAUCUGAGGGAUGUCAUCGCUGGGGAGGCCACCCCAUUUGCAGAGGCCUCCUCCAGAGACAAUGGUCUGUCUGUAGGUUGUUGAUGGUGAAGCCCCCUCCCGCCCCCAAUGCUGUGAUGUCAUCAUAAAGAGCUUCCUCCUCAGAGACAGUGCCCACUCUGGAUGGCCAUCACUACUGAUGUUUUCACCAGAGUUUCUGCCUUGUCCUACCAUGACUCAGCUUGGUCGCUCCUUCCCCUGACCCCAAGGAUAUGUCUGACAGGAUCCUCACCAGACCCUCCAAAAGGAGGUUUGGGCCUCAGGUCCCACCCCUGUGCAGUGACUCCUGAGCGACCGCACCCCCAGACGGGCUUCUGCUCUAAGGAGGCUACUCUGGCACACAAGGCUUCUGGAGUCCUGGGACUCAGAAGUGGCCUAAAGGCUGGCAUCACUUCCUUCUGGCAUAUCUAGAGACAUCAUUGCUGGUUUCAACAAAGUUCUGGCCUUCUGUUGGGGGUGGGUGGGGUAUGUGCCUGUUAUUGCCCUCGCUGAGGACAUCAUGAAUGCCACACAAUAUCCACCAUUCAUGAAGGCAUUGCACCUGGGGUCAAAUGUUAACCAUGUCUGAUGGAGGCAUCAUGUCCCAGGAUUCCCUAUGACCCAUCAAGUCUAUGGUAUUACCUUCUUCCAGGAUUUACCAUGACUAAUAGUGUCAUCAUCUCCCAAGAGUCCCCAUAGCCAAUGGUAUCACCAUCUUUCAUGAUUCCCCACAACCUUUGUAUCAUCUCCCAGAUUCUACUAUGACCAAUCAUGUCAUUACCUUCCAAAAUCCACUAUGCCCGAUGGUGACAUCCUCUACCGGGAUCUACUAGGACUGAUAAUGCCACCAUUUCCCAUUUCUCCCAUAAUUGUUGUGUCACCACCUCCAAGAAUCCACUUUAAUUAUGUGUCUUCAUGUCCCAGGAUCCACUUCAACCAUGGUGUCAUCACCUCCCAGGAUUCAUAACUCUUACUAGUGUCAUCAUUAUCUACAAGGAUCUAUGAGAGCCAUGGGGUUACUACCUCCCGGGAUCCACUUCAACCAUGUGCCAUCAUCUUCCAAGGUCCACGUCAACCACGGUGUCAUCACCUCCCAGGAUCCAUAACAUAUAAUAAUGUCCUCAUCAUCUACAAGGAUCCAUGAGAACCAUGGUGUCAUCAUCUCUCAGAAUCCAUGACAGCCUGUGGUGUCAUCACCUUCCAUAAUCCACUUCAGCCAUAGUGGUAUCAUUUCCUAUGAUCCAUGAGAGCCAAUAAUGUCAGCAUCUACUGUGAUCCACCAUUUCCAUGCUGUCAUCAACUACUGAGAUCCGCCAUAUCAUGGUGUCAUCACCUCCCAGGAUCCAUUUCAACCAUGUGUCAUCACUCCCGGGAUCCACUUUAAUCAUAGUGUCAUCACUUGCCAGGAUCUAUGACACUCAACAAAGUCAUCAUCUCCUAGGAUUCACUGCAAUCAUGUACCAUCGCCUCACAGGAUCCAUCAUCUUAGAGGCCAAGUACCACAACAGGCUGUAUUUCAAUUAUCCUCUGGGAUCGCAUGGCACUUACAGUUGUUCCCGCAAGGGGAACCAGCACAAUACACCAUUUUCCCAUUCCCUCAAAAUGAACUAGGGUGGGACUAUCUGUCCCUUCUGAUGACAUCAUCUGCACUCUGGCCCUUCUUGAUUAUGUCACUGCCUCACUCCUGACCUAGGAUAAUACCUGGAUCAAAUCCACCACAAACUUGGCCUCAGCCAGCCUCCUUUCAUCCCCCCUCGUGAAGGUGUCCAGGUCCCACCUGAUAACAUCACUGCCCCUUGCCCAGCCAUAUGUUCGGUGACAGGGUCAAUCCAGCAACCUCUCAUCACCAGAAAUGAGGCUUUCCAGCCCUUGGAUGACGUCACUGCCCCUUGCCCAAUCCCUGUUACCUGGACCCCUACCAGGAUCAGCACUCCGCUGACUUGGGCCAAACUCUCCUCAGAGACCCCUGAUCCCUGUGGGAUGAGCUGACAGCUGACAACCAACCUAGGGCCUUAAAUGCUGUCUUCUGCUGGCCUGGUCCUGGGGCGGGUACACCUGAAGAGCAACAGUCCCUGCCAGCACCAUCUGCAGGGGCCAGGGGUGCUCCUUCAUCUUUCUCCCUAACAUGCUGAGGAGCCUCUAGGGGCUUCAGGGAGUCCCUAACACCUAAUGCACAAUCUGCCCCAAUUCUCUUUGUACAUAGCCAUGUUGCAGGGGGCGGCCAUUCCCCCACUCUUAAAGGGCUACAUGCCCCCCUUCCCUAGCCCCCAGGGCAAGGUAGGGGGACCUCUUCUCCUUCCUCUGGGCCGCCCCCUCCCUCUAUGUUUCCCCCAAAUACUAUCAUCUCAGCUCAUCCCUUUUUGUCAGGAACCUGGGCACAUAACUGGCCCUUGGCUCCCACCACACUGAGGAAACCAGGAGGUGACGCCAAAUCUACCUAGACCCUGGUGCGAAGUUUUCAAUCCUUUUGCUUAUAGCUGCUGCGAUGGGCUCUCCCAUCCCUUCUAGGGCCUCCCCAUGCCCAGCUUGUGGCUUCCCCAGAAAGGAGGCAGCUUGAGCCCCUGCCCACUCCCAGGUCCUUCCCCUCUACUCACCGCCCCUGGAACACUCAGCUUUCUCCAGCCCCUGGAACAUGGGGGUUCGGGGCCUUUCAGCUUUUGUAUGCCCCCUUCAACUUGCUCUCUCCUGGCCUGGAUUCCAGGAAUCUUGCCCUCCACCCCUUAUUCACUCCUGCACAGGUAGCCUGACCCUGGGGCCUUGACCUCUUAUCUCAAAUAAGCCAUAGUGGGGAGAGGUCUCAGAGUGGGGAGUGGGCAUGAGACAGCAGGCCGUGUCCUGCCAGUUCCCCUUUGAUGUUUUUGGAGCUGGGACCUCGCCAUCCUAGUCUUCCCCCGCCCCUGAAUAAAAUGCACGCAAGCACACACAUGUGUGCACGCACACACACACACACAGACACCCAUCUCCCCUUUUGGUUGGGGGGCCAUGGGGGUGUUUGCAGAGAGAAGAAGAUAAACCUUUCUGUACCAGAAGACCCUCCCCAGCUUCUGUCUCCCUCCUUAUCCCUCCCACUCCUACUCCUCUCUCCAACACUGGCUCCCUUCCCGCAAUUCCUUGGUGAGAACAGCUGGAGGAGCUGCAACUUGGUAUUUUUUGGAAUAAACAGAUGUUUUCCUGA
Cynocephalus volans (Philippine flying lemur) is the source of this 5891-nucleotide messenger RNA. It is a transcript of the gene SHISA7, whose product is annotated as shisa family member 7. The record is from RefSeq and is a predicted model, not a curated record. Lineage: Eukaryota; Metazoa; Chordata; Mammalia; Dermoptera; Cynocephalidae. Gene Ontology annotation, biological process: regulation of short-term neuronal synaptic plasticity; regulation of AMPA receptor activity. The coding region runs from base 1 to 1698 and encodes 565 amino acids. The transcript has 5 exons. Gene Ontology annotation, cellular component: dendritic spine membrane; postsynaptic density; postsynaptic membrane.